Ceratina calcarata is the source of this 1399-nucleotide messenger RNA. It is a transcript of the gene eIF3g1, whose product is annotated as eukaryotic translation initiation factor 3 subunit g1. Lineage: Eukaryota; Metazoa; Arthropoda; Insecta; Hymenoptera; Apidae. Bases 152 to 1009 code for a protein of 285 amino acids. Gene Ontology annotation, molecular function: translation initiation factor activity; RNA binding. The transcript has 3 exons. Gene Ontology annotation, cellular component: cytoplasm; eukaryotic translation initiation factor 3 complex. The record is from RefSeq and is a predicted model, not a curated record.
UGCAUCGACUUAACAUCAUCGCACGCGGAAAUUCCACCAUUACAACAGAUUUUCAUCCAUUCGCACCACAAGGAUCAACAAGGAUUUACGUUCCUAUAUUCCUGUCAAUCUCUCGUGUUACACACAAUAUUUAGUCAUGUGAAUUACAGACAUGCCUGUAGCAGAAGUGAAGUCCAGUUGGGCAGAUGAGGUAGAAGAAGAAGGAGGAGCAUUGCCUCCGCCAUCAGAAUCUUACGAAAAUGGUUUUAAAAUUCUUACGGAGUACAAGUACAAUCAGGAUAAUAAGAAGGUUAAGGUGGUCCGUACAUACAAGAUUGAAAGACGUGUAGUUUCUAAGACGAUAGCAGCCCGCAAAAAUUGGGCUAAAUUUGGGGACUCUGCUGAUGACAGACCAGGGCCAAAUCCUGCCACCACGGUUGGUGGGGAAGACGUUUUCAUGCAGUUCAUAUCCAGUAAAGAAGAAGAGAAUAAGGUCGAAGAGGAUAAUCUCGACAAACUAAAGAAUAUGGGAGACAAAGGCCAAGUCAAGUGUCGUAAUUGUAAUGGAGACCAUUGGACCACGAAGUGUCCUUACAAAGACACAGUCCUCGCAGGAGGAAAAGUACCGGACGACAAGAAACCAGCUGCUACUACUGGUGCUCCUGGAGCGAUGACAGAGCUGAAACCUCAAGGCAGUAAAUACGUACCGCCCGGUAUGCGCGAUGGUGGCAGUAAACGCGGAGAUUCUAUGCAAAUGCAAAGACGCGACGACACCACGGCCAUUCGUAUCUCUAAUUUAUCAGAGAGUACAACAGAUGCAGAUCUGGAUGAGCUUGUCAAGCCAUUCGGAUCUGUUCUCAAGUUUUAUCUUGCUAAGGAUAAACAGACCAAUCUUUGCAAAGGAUUCGCGUACGUGCAUUUCAAAUACAGAGGGGAAGCUACUAAAGCUAUUGCUACUCUAAAUGGCUAUGGUUAUGAUCAUCUUAUCCUGAAUGUGGACUGGUCGAAGCCUCAACAACAAAGUAAUUAAAAAUGUAAUGAUGCAAUUACGUGGAUUCAACAGCACGAAGUUUUGUAGGAAAUUUAUAACUGUUUAAUUACAACUAUAGAAGCAAAGACGAGUCUCCACAAAUGUUUCAGAUAAAAUUGCCUCUGUUUCAUAAGAACAUGUAUAUCGAAACAGAGUCAAUUUUAUCUGAAACCUUUUUUUGAACGAGCUAUAAUUUGACAAAAUUAUGUGCGAGACUUCGAAUCGGAUGACUGGUAUGUCUAAUUGUAAACUAACUUUGUUUCAUAGUGCCACGAUUCUCUGUCAUUUUCAAUCAAGACAUCUGCAUAUGCUACUGUAAAAAAUAAUAUAUCAAAUGUAAUUUUUAUUCCUAAUAUCUUUUCAAUUAAAAGUAAAUCAUACACCACAAAA